This is a messenger RNA of Rodentolepis nana, 927 nucleotides long. The record is from the annotation of a GenBank genome assembly. NCBI's taxonomy places the organism in Eukaryota, Metazoa, Platyhelminthes, Cestoda, Cyclophyllidea, Hymenolepididae.
AUGGAUCCUCAUAUAUUGCCUUGCAGUCAUUCUUUUUGUUUAACCCCCUGCAUAGCUGUCAAUGACAGAGCUACUGAGGUGACUUGUCCCAUCUGUGGAUUAAAAUGCAGUGUUAAAAACCUCAUCCCCGACACAGAUCGUUGUGCAAGUGCUAAUGCGUACUUGCUUAGGGAGAGCCUGUCUCUCCAAUCGCCAGUUUACUCAACCCCUGAGAACCGUCAAGACGAUAACAACUCAUCAUUCCCAAGAUGGAGAAAACUCGCAGACACCUUUUCUCAACUGCCCCGAAGUUCAUCAAGGUCUUCCACCUCCAGCCUCCCCCUUCCAAUUUCACAACCGCAAGAAUGCCAGCUAUGCCAUUCAAUGGUUUUCGGUCUUCAGUACUGUUCCGCUCUUAAAUUGUCCAUUUGUGCUGAGUGUCGAGGCAGAAAAUUCAAUGAGUUAGCUCUUGCACAUCUGGGCAAAAUACAGGAAAUUAAACGUUUCGACCAAUCUCUGGUUCGCUUGGAGGAGAGCUUGCGCAGAAAAGAAUCGUCAAGUUCACCUACAAUUGAAAGAGAGCUUGACGCAGCAAUCAGCCAUUUGUUCAAAAAAUUGGAGGAAUCUCGCAUUAGAUCGGAAAGAGAGGUUCAAUCGCAUGACGCGGAAACUGACACUUUGCUGCGAGAAUUGCAUACACAAUUGAGCGCAAUUUCACCUCGAAUCCAACAGCUUCCACUUCUAAUAGAAGAACUUGAAAGAAAUGGAGAGGGGAUGGAUAAGUGGCUGGAAGUGAAAAAUCAAUUGCAAAAAAUGUCAGAAACAAUGGGCCAAUUGAAAGAGGGCAUUAAACUGUGUGGAAAGGAGAAAUAUGUACUUAAUCCAGAUGGCCAAUAUCAGGAUUUACCAUCAAGGCGAACCUCGAAUAUUGGUGACCUAUUUUCAUGA